Messenger RNA from Cucurbita pepo subsp. pepo (vegetable marrow), 1305 nucleotides. Its product is annotated as metalloendoproteinase 1-like. The record is from RefSeq and is a predicted model, not a curated record. Gene Ontology annotation, biological process: extracellular matrix organization; collagen catabolic process; proteolysis. Lineage: Eukaryota; Viridiplantae; Streptophyta; Magnoliopsida; Cucurbitales; Cucurbitaceae. Gene Ontology annotation, molecular function: metalloendopeptidase activity; zinc ion binding. Gene Ontology annotation, cellular component: extracellular matrix.
AUGGCGAAUAAGCCUUUGAUUCUUGCCUUCUUCAUCUUCCUUCCUCUUUGCCUUUCACUUCCAUUGCCCGAACUGCCCGAACUGCCCCGAGUUUCUCCGUUUGCAUUUCUCAAUGACCUCCAAGGGUGCAAGAAAGGUGACAAUGUCAAAGGCAUAUCCAAGCUCAAGAACUUCUUCCACUAUUACGGUUACUUAAAUCGCAGAACGAACGUUACUAGUUAUAUGAACGAUGAUAACGAUGUCUUUGAUGAUCACCUCGAAUUUGCCAUCAAAACCUACCAACAGUACUUCCAUCUUAACCCCACUGGAACCUUGAAUCCCGAGACGAUAUCCCAACUUGCAACUCCUCGGUGCGGCGUUCCAGAUAUUGUUAAUGGAACUACAGGUCGACUGUUGUUUGAACAUGAUGAUGAUGAUGAUGAUGAUCGUGUCCAUCACUAUCACCUUCCUCAUGUCGUGUCUCAUUACGCUUUCUUCCCUGGAAAGCGUAGGUGGCCAUCUUCGAAAUAUCGUCUCACGUACGCAUUUCUUCCCAGUACUCGUAAAGAUGCUAAAGCGCCUGUGACUCGAGCGUUCGCUACGUGGGCUCGAUACACUCAUUUCAAGUUUUCUUUGACUACAAACUACAAAAGAGCUAACUUGAAGAUUGGGUUCUAUAAAGGCAACCAUGGAGAUGGGUAUCCAUUUGAUGGGCCCGGUGGGACAUUGGCUCAUGCUUUUGCACCAACUGAUGGGAGGUUCCAUUAUGAUUCAACUGAAAAAUGGGCUGUUGGGGCUGUGAAAGGGCGAUAUGACUUACAAACGGUGGCAUUGCAUGAAAUUGGACAUCUUCUUGGGCUCGGACAUAGCACGGUUAAAAACGCUAUCAUGUAUCCUUAUAUCAAGUCCGGGACGACCAAGGGCUUGAACGCCGAUGAUAUUAAAGGAAUCAAGGUUCUAUACAACAGACGUUAAACAAGUAUCUCCUACAAUGCUAUGAUAUUGUCCACUUUGAGUAUAAGCUCUCAUAACUUCCUCAAAAGGCCUCGUACCAAUGGAGAUGUAUUCCCUCACUUGUAAACCCACGAUCAUUCCUUAAAUUGGUCAAUGUGGGACAUCCGCAUCUAUUUUACUCGUAAGAUAAUCUAUUGUAUCUUGGUAUUAUUUUAAAUAUUCUUGGUUGUUUUUCGUCGUUUAUGUAAACGUGUCUACUGAUGGAAUAAGUAUUCAAAUGUAACAUUAGGGUAUUAAAUUUCGUCGUUAUAUAUUUCCAUAUUUUCGUGGGUUCGUCAACGAUUUAAUGAUUAAAUUUAUAUGUUUUUAUUG